Molecule: messenger RNA, 9592 nt
Organism: Lingula anatina
Lineage: Eukaryota; Metazoa; Brachiopoda; Lingulata; Lingulida; Lingulidae
Molecular function (GO): protein binding
Source: RefSeq, a predicted model, not a curated record
UCCCCGGGGGAGCACGCGUUUUCCUUUUUAAAAGCGCAGAUCUGGGCCUAUAUUUAUUUGCAGAUUUGUUUGCUUGGUCUCAGAAUCGCGUCGCGACACGAGCUCAUCUUAUCUCGUUUAGGGUAAAGAAACCAUCGGUAUAUAUGUGUCGAUAUCUUUUCUGCUUUCUUGAAGACUGAAAAUAGUCAUGCCGGACAAUCGGGCUAUUUUGACGCUCUUUUCGCUUGUCUUGGUUGUCCAAGUUUCGCUAGCCCAAGAUUCCUGGCGGACGUACAAAGACAGACAGUUUUUAAUCGUAAAAGAUCCAAAAGCAUGGCGGAGCGCAUUACAACAUUGUCGGAAAGCAGGCGGCGAUCUCGCCAUUGUUGAGAACCAAGACGAGAACGACUUCAUCGUGGCCAUCAGAAACAAGGACGUCAGCAAUCUUUGGAUCGGGAUCAACGACAUAAGGGCUGAGGGGACUUGGAUGACAGUCAAAGGCGACCCAGUUGCUUUUACAGGUUGGGGUGGCUCUGAACCUAAUGACCUAGGCAACAACGAAGACUGCGCAGAAAUCCAACAAAGUGGGAGCUGGAGUGACAGGGAUUGUAGCUCGGCGCAAUCGUUCGUGUGCGAGAGAAAACUACAAUGGACGAUCAACAAGAACAGCCAGUACCUCUACGUCGACGAAGCAGUCACGUGGUCGGAAGCAGACAAACACUGUGCGUCUGUGGGUGCAAGCUUGGUGGUUAUUGAAAACCAAUCGGAAAAUGACUACCUGCUAGCCCAGAAGUACCCAGGCGCUCAGUUCUGGAUAGGUGCCAAAGACACGUCCAAGGAGGGGACUUUUACGACACCUGCCGGAAAGAAGUUGCCUUUUACACGCUGGAUACCAGGCCAGCCCGAUAACGCGGCAAACAACGAAGACUGUGGAGAGUUUUUCGCCAGUGUUGGGACCUAUGAUGGUUUGUGGAACGAUAUGAACUGUCUGGCAAAACGGCCUUAUGUAUGCGAGAGAUACUAUUGCCCAACGACAUCCGCUGACAUCGCCUUUGUAUUGGACUCUUCAACAAGUGUCGGUGAAAGCAAUUUUAACAAAAUGAAAGACUUUGUCCGGAAUUUCGUCAGUUCGUACGUCAUCAGCAACCAAGAUGUUCAGAUAAGCUUGCUUCAGUACAGCGACAAACCCGCCAUCGACUUCCAUUUCAGCAACGUAUCAACUAAAGCAGAAGUUCUUCAAGCCAUAGAUAAAGUUCAGUAUCGUCCUGGGGGUACCAAUACCGGUGGCGCCAUCAGAGAUAUGUGGCAGAAUCUAUUCAGCGACAAGAAUGGCGCACGCCCUGGCGUCACCAAGAUUGGUAUCGUUGUGACUGAUGGAGAAUCCCAGAACCCGUCGCUCACCACAAAAGAAGCUCAGAAUGCCAGAGAUCGGGGUAUCAACAUGUUUGCAGUUGGUGUUGGACCAAAUGUUAAGACAACGGAAUUAAACAGUAUAGCGUCUGACCCUGAUAACCGACAUGUGUUCACAGUAUCGAGUUUUGCCGCCUUUGCCUCCAUACAGGCAGACAUUGCACGACUUUCUUGCACAGCCCAGCCGUUGGCACCUAAACCCUCAGCCGUUUUGCAAAAAGGUUGCACGCAAGCUGACAUAGUUUUCAUAGUGGACGGUUCGGGCAGCGUCAGCCAGCUAAAUUUCCGCAAGCAGAUGGACUUCAUCAAAGACGUAGUCAGAGAUUUCGACGUGGAUGGAGGAAAAGUUCGUAUUAGUGUAAUUGAGUUCAGCACCAAGGCAAAUAUAGCCUUCAACCUGAGCAGCUACAACACAGAAGCCCAGGUACUACAGGCCAUAGAUCGGAUCCAGCCAAGCCAGGGAGGAACGAGCACCGACAUUGCUUUGAAACUGAUGAGGACCGUCAGUUUUACUCCGGGGAAUGGGGACAGGCCAGGAGUACCCAACAUUGCCGUUCUGCUCACCGAUGGUCAGCCCCAGAGCGUCCAGGGAACGGUUGCCGAGGCAACCUAUGCUAAACAGGCGGGCAUCAACGUAAUGACCAUAGGGGUGGGCACGGCUAUUGAUAUGCGGUUCCUGGAACAAGUGGCUAGUCCUCCAAAAAAGACAAACGCGUUCAAUGUGUAUGAUUUUGACACGUUUUACUGGAUCAAACAGCAGUUGUUGCAAAAUACAUGUCCAGUUGACGGACAGUGGACUGCCUAUGGCGCCUGGACAGCUUGCAGCGCCACCUGUGGAGGCGGCACACAGUACAGCGAGAGGACUUGCACCAACCCAGCACCUGCCAAUGGCGGAAAGCCGUGCGUAGGGGCUGCCAGAAGAACCCGAACGUGCAACACGGCCGCUUGCCCUAAUGUAUGCCAAGCUAAAGCCGACAUCACCUUCAUCCUUGACGGCUCCGCCAGCAUUCAGCCAGCGGACUUUACGAAGCAGCUGGACUUCGUCAAAUCCAUGGUCAGAAAGUUCAGCAUCGGUCCAAACGCCGUCCAGAUCGGCGUCGUUCAGUUCGCUAGCGAUGCCACCCAGGAGUUCGAUCUCAACACUCACAGCACCGAGGCGGCUAUGCUGGCAGCCAUUGGCAAUAUCAAGCAGAAGAAGGGCGGUACCCAGACCCACCUCGGUCUCGAGCAUGCGCGCACAAGCAGUUUCACCGUUGCCAAGGGUGACAGGGCUAAUGUACCCAACAUAGCCAUAGUUAUGACGGACGGAGUCUCUGUUGACGGCGCGAAAACCGCCACAGAAGCCGGCAAUCUUCAAAAUGUGGCCACCGUGUAUGGACUGGGAAUAGGGCGCGGUGUCAAGGAAGCGGAGUUGCAGGCCAUUGCUACCAAUCCAGACAGCAAGUUUGCCAUCACCGUGGCUGAUUUCAGCGCUCUCAGCAAUAUAGAGACCCAGCUUGCUACAGAUGCUUGUGCGCAGGCUACUGCGGCACCAGUAGUGAUAACCACCACCCCUGCACCAAUUUGCAAGGGCCAGGCAGACAUAACGUUCAUCUUGGACGGAUCUGGCAGCGUCAAACCACCCGACUUCGCCAAACAACUGCAAUUCAUCAAAUCUUUGGUGAAGAAAUUCGGCGUCGGACCAAACGCAGUACAGGUCGGCGUCCUGCAGUUCUCUAAUAACGCGGUGCAGGAGUUCAACCUCAACUCUCACAGCACCGAAGCGGCCAUUUUAGCCGCAGUGGACAAAAUCAAGCAGAAGACCGGCGGAACCAACACAGCUCUGGCCCUCUCCACCGCCCGCACCAGCAGUUUCACGGCUGCUAAAGGCGAUCGGCCGAACGUCCCGAACAUCGCUAUCGUAAUGACCGACGGCGUGUCCGGCAACAAGGGGGCGACCACCACAGAGGCGAACAAGCUGCGUAAUGUCGCAUCCGUGUACGCUAUCGGCAUCGGCAGUAAUGUCAACACUGACGAGCUGAAGGCCAUGGCUAACGACCCGGAUAGCAAAUAUGUCUUGACUGUUUCAGACUUCAGUGCGCUGUCUAAAAUAGAGACGCAGUUGGCUACGGACGCUUGUGCACAACCAGUGACAGUGCCACCCACCGUGAAAACUUGCCUAGAUGCCGCCGAUAUUGUGUUCGUAUUGGACGCCUCAGGUAGCGUACAGGCCCCUAACUUCGAGAAACAACUGGACUACGUAAGGGAUGUCGUCAACGGUUUCAACAUUGGACCAAACGCCGUUCAAGUCGGUGUGAUGACGUUCGACUCCACCACGCACGAGCAAUUUAGCUUGAAAAAGUUCUCCUCCAAGGCUGCUCUUCUGAACGCCAUCUCGGCCAUCAAGUACACUAAAGGAACCACCAAUACUGGCGCUGCAUUGAAAUACAUGAGGGAGACGAUGUUUACAGCUGCGAAGGGUGACCGUCCUAACGUCCCCAACAUUGGUAUCGUGAUGACCGACGGCAGAUCGAACAACGCCGCCAGUACGCUUGCUGAGGCUGCGGAAAUCCACAAGGCCAAGACUGCCACCAUGUUUGCCGUUGGUAUCGGCAGUGGUGCUAAACAGUCCGAACUCGAGGCUAUUGCAUCGGAUCCCGACAGCACCCACGUUUUCUCUGUGGAGAAUUUCAACGCCCUGGGGUCUAUGAAGGGGCUGAUGACCCAGGCGGCCUGUAACGCUGCGCCAAAGCCGACCGUACCUGUUAGCACCGCAAAUCAGUGCAAGGCCAAGGCCGACAUCAUCUUUGUCAUCGACUCCUCGGGAAGUGUUGGAACUGCCAACUUCCGCACCACUCUGGACUUCGUCAAGGACGUCGUGAACGGCUUCGACGUCAGUCCCACGACUGUGAGAAUAGGCGCUCUCCAGUUCAACAGCAAGCCUUACCUCGAGUUCCACUUGAACCAGUAUUCCAAUAAACCCGACGUUCUUAACGCCGUUGACAAGAUACCGUACAAACGCGGCAGUACCUAUAUCUCUGAAGCCAUAAAAUAUGCCAGUGAGAGUAUGUUUACUACCGGUACUGGUGACAGGCCCACGGUGCCAAAUAUGCUCUUUGUGAUAACAGACGGAACAUCCACCAAUGGAGCCCAGUUUAGCAAGGCGGAGGCUGAUAAAGCUCGGGCGAGAGGGAUUGAGGUGUUUGCGAUUGGUAUUGGAAAGGGCAUCAACCAAGCAGAACUUAACAACAUCGGUAACGACCCGGAUGCAGGUCACGUGUUUAAGGUGGACAGCUUCAGUGCCCUGGGUAAUAUCAAGGCACAAUUGCAGGCCCAAAGCUGUCCGAAACCGGGAGUCACUGUGAAACCACCGGUAGAGACAUGCGUUGACAAAGCAGAUUGCUCCAGAUACGCAAAGGACGUUUGCAACCAAUACCCCGAGUGGAGCUCAGAUAACUGUAAACUCUUCUGUGGAUUGUGCACAACUGUGAUACCACCUACUUACCAAAAGUGUGAAGACAAAUUGCCAAACUGUGCUGCCUACACCAAGAGUGACUGCAAGACAUACCCGUCCUGGGCCACCACCAACUGUGCCCUGUUCUGCGGGUAUUGCUCUGGACAAGUAACUGGUGGUUAUUAUGGCAAGUGUUCGUAUAAAAGCAACACGUACACCCAGGGACAAACCUGGCAAGAUGGCUGUGACUACGAGUGCACGUGCGUUGAUGCCAGCAGGGGAGCCUACCAGUGUAGCGAUUUGUGCCCCUAUUAUUACAAUCUCCCAUCAGCGUGUCGCCUCGUGAAGACAGCAGGAGAAUGUUGCGCCAAACCCGUGUGUGACUGGGGCACCACCUUCGGCACCAUCACCGGCACCAAUGUGGGCACCCUGAACGGACAAAAUGUAUGCGUGUACAAGGGAUCGAAGUACUACCAAGGCCAGUCUUGGCAGGAUGGCUGUGAUUACAACUGUAUCUGUGUAGACGGGAGGACGGGUUAUUACUCGUGCCAGAACCAGUGUCCGUCAUACUCCAACCUUCCCUCGGUCUGCAAGAUGAUCUCCAAGCCCGGGAAAUGUUGCGAGGAGCCUUAUUGUGAGUGGCCAACCAACUACGGCUCCUUCACUGGAACAGGAAUGAUUUCUGGAACCGGAACCAAUGCGAAACCUACCGCCCCGCCCGUGUGCAGAGACAAGCGCCCCAACUGCCCCGAUUACAGUCCCAGCAUAUGUACGGAACCAGUUUACAAAGGAUGGGUGCUGGACAACUGCAAGAAAUGGUGCAAUCUGUGCAAUGCCCCUGCUGUGCCUGGUCCAAACGAUGUCUGUUUGUAUAAAGGAAGUACAUACACCCAAGGUCAGACGUGGCAGGACGGAUGUGACGUAGAGUGCACGUGCGAAGACGCCAUAUAUGGAUACUACAGAUGUAACAACAAGUGCCCUCAGUACUCUUCCCUGCCAGCUGCCUGCAAACUGGUGACUGUAGCUGGACAGUGUUGCCAGCAAGUGCAGUGCUCAUCCGGGUCUUUCGUUGGGACUGGCGGCACAGGAACUGCUACCGGAGUGGUCACGCUGCCAUCACCAAGCCCGUCAACAGGGGGCCCUGGAGGACCCGGAACCGGAACUGGAACAGGUCCCCAACUACGUGGCUGUCUGUACAAGGGACAAUUAUACGUCAAAGGGCAGAGAUGGAUGGAUGGAUGUGAUUACAACUGCGUGUGUGAAGAUGACGUCACCGGAAGCUAUCGGUGUGACCAGAGGUGCCCUUUCUAUCCCAGUGUCCCCUCACAGUGUACCAUGGAAGAAGACCCUAUCGACACCUGCUGUAAGAAACCAAACUGCCCAACUGGCUCAGGCAUCUACCCAAUACCGAUCUUUGGCAAAGGCUUCAAUGGGUUUGGUCCCGUAGGUGGUCAGGGUACCGGAACCGGAAGUGGUACUGGGACAGGCACUGUGGUUAUCCCAGGUACUGGCUCUCCGGUCUUACCAACGACGGGCACCGGCACUGGCACCGUGAGAAACGUGUGUAAAUACAAGGGUACGAAUUACGCCCAAGGCGCCAAGUGGGCAGAUGGCUGUGACUACGACUGUGAGUGCCAGGAUGCAUCCAGAGGAUUCUACAGCUGUAAAGAAACGUGCCCAAGGUACAGCAAUCUCCCCAGCGCAUGUCGUCAAGUGCCGGACUCCACGUCUCCACGCGGCUGUUGCAGUAAGGUCCAGUGUGACUGGACAACAGGCUCUGGAACCACUAUCGUAGGGGGCGGUAAUGUGGGGCCAACACUGGCUCCUAAACCAGGCACGUGUGUGUAUAAGAACAGAUAUUACAACCAGAACGACUGGUGGUACGACGGGUGCACGUUCAGAUGCGUAUGUGAAGACGCCUCCACGGGAUACGUAAGAUGUAACUACAGGUGUCCAUCAUACAACAACCUUCCUUCCAACUGCCGACUGGUUGAUGAUCCUAAUGGAGACAAAUGCUGCAAGGUGCCUGUGUGUACUCCAACUGGAACUGGUGGCACUGGUACAGGCACCAUUGGCCCGGGCACUGGCGGUACUGGGACAGGCACGGGUAUAACUGUCACCGGCCCCAAUGGCCCUAUUAUCAUCCCAACACUUCCCGUCGGGUCAUUUACUGGUAUAGGAACCAUUCCAGGCGGAUCAGUCACUGGACAGAGGAACGCUUGUGUCUACAAAGGACAAACCUACUACCAGUACCAGGUUUGGCAGGAUGGCUGCGACUACAACUGUGAAUGCACUGACGCAACAAGGGGCAUGUACCAAUGCACAGAAAGAUGUCCACGCUAUGCCAGCCUUCCAGCUAACUGCCAACUGGUGCAAGAUCCUCAGAAUUCCUGCUGUAAAGUUCCUCAGUGUGGAGCAGUUGUUGCACCUACCACCCCAAGGGUACCCACCACCCCCCGGGCACCCACCACAAAGGCACCCAAUCCUCCAACUAUCAAACCUACGUUUGCCACACAGAAACCAGUAACCGGCAGUCAAACUGGCUGUGUCUACAAGAACAAGAUCUACGCUCAAGGUGCAAGGUGGGACGAUGGUUGUGAUUACCGGUGCGUGUGUGAAGACGGUACUAUUGGCAGAUACAGGUGUACCCAGAGGUGCCCGACGUUCGCCAGCUUAGACCCACGCUGCACCAUGAUUCAGGAUCCAAAUGAUGCCUGUUGUAAAGUGCCUAAAUGCGACUUUGGCACAAAUACUGGUGGCACUGGAACUGGAACCAAUCCUGGAGGCACUGGAACUGGAACCAAUCCCGGAGGCACCGGAACUGGAACUGGAACCAAUCCUGGAGGAACUGGAACUGGAACCAAUCCUGGAGGCACCGGAACUGGAACUAAUCCUGGUGGCACUGGAACUGGAACCAAUCCUGGCGGCACCGGAACUGGCACCGGAACUGGCACCAAUCCUGGAGGCACCGGAACUGGAACCAACCCUGGUGGGACAGCAACAGGAACCAUUGGAACUGGAAUUGUUGGAACUGGUGGAGGUGGGUGCUUGUACAAGACACAAGUGUAUGCUCAGGGACAGACAUGGCAAGAUGGCUGCGACUACAACUGUGUCUGCGAAGACGGAAACAUCGGCCGUUAUAGAUGUACACAAAGAUGCCCUGUCUAUGCAAACCUCGACCCACGCUGUAAAUUGAUCACAGAUCCCAAUGAUAGCUGUUGUAAGAAACCACAGUGUGACUUCAGCACUGGUGGUACUGGCACAAAUACUGGUGGUACUGGAACUGGUACUGGAACCAGCACUGGUGGUACUGGUACUGGAACCAACACUGGCGGCACUGGUACUGGAACCAGCACUGGUGGUACUGGUACUGGAACCAACACUGGCGGCACUGGUACUGGAACCAACACUGGCGGCACUGGUACUGGAACCAACACUGGCGGUACUGGUACUGGCACGGGGACCGGCACUGGUAGUGUCGUUAUAGGAAACGGAGGUGGAUGCCUAUACAAAUCAAGCGUGUACGCUCAAGGUCAAACAUGGGAUGAUGGAUGCGAUUACAAGUGUGUCUGUGAAGACGGCGUGGCUGGUAGAUACAAGUGUACGCAGAGGUGCGCAAGUUACGCUAACCUGGACCCACGCUGUAAAUUGGUCACGGACCCUGCUGAUAGCUGCUGUAAGAAACCUCAGUGUGACUUCAGCACGGGUGGCACUGGCACAAAUACGGGCGGUACUGGCACCGGAACCAACACUGGUGGCACCGGAACCAACACUGGCACUGGAACUGGGACAGGAAGCACUGGAACAAUUACCGGCACAACAGGUGGCUGUAUAUACAAAGGAGUAACUUACCAACAAGGUCAGCAGUGGGACGACGGCUGCACGUACAAGUGCACGUGCGUGAACGGAGUUAACGGCCUCUAUCAAUGCAAUGAAAGAUGUGUAACAUACUCUAACGUCCCAGCGUCCUGCAAAUUGGUCCCCGAUCCUGCUGACGCUUGCUGCAAGAAGCCAGACUGCUCAGGGGCAGGCACUGGAACUGGCACAGGAACUGGUACCGGAAGCGGGACUGUCGUAAUUCCUGGAAAUGGUAACGGAAGCGGAACAGGAACAGGAACUGGAACUGGAACCGGGACUGGCACCGGAAGUGGCACUGUUGUUAUUCCAGGGAUUGGAAAUGGAGGGGCAAUAAGCGGGUCCGCAAACGUAUGCAUAUACACUGACGGGAAAACCUACACCCAAGGGCAACAGUGGAGAGAUGGUUGUAAAUACAGCUGCACCUGCACAGAUGGUGUCUCUGGACGCUACACCUGUAACGCUUUAUGUCCGACCUGGCAGUUGCCGGCCGCCUGCCGUCUCGAUCCCGCUCCUGUCGGAAAGUGCUGCCAGAGACCCAACUGCCCAGCGGGUUACACACUGACGUAUCCGGCGGGUCUCACAGAGGCCACUCUUCCUUAGGAAGGAGCACUACACACAUGGAUUCUUCAUAGUGAAUCUAGCAUUCUAAAAAAAUCAGUGUUUAGACACAGAUGACUUAUAAGUUUUGAAAUAGAUAUUAUAUCUGGAGUAUUUGUUAUGGAAAAUAGAAGCUUGCCGCACAUUCGGUUCAUGAUUGGAAAACAACUUAUAUAUCUUAGUGCUAGCCUAUAUGACUGUGUAAUGAUUCAUUACCAGAACUGCAUUUGCAGCUUGACUGGCCUUUUGAUUCUAGAUGAAAGUAUUAGACGGGUCAUUUGUUGUUUCUUUUUCAAUAAAAUAUGUAGUGCAUUC